This is a messenger RNA of Meleagris gallopavo (turkey), 2138 nucleotides long. Its product is annotated as interferon type B-like. The record is from RefSeq and is a predicted model, not a curated record. Gene Ontology annotation, biological process: defense response. Gene Ontology annotation, molecular function: cytokine receptor binding. Gene Ontology annotation, cellular component: extracellular region. NCBI's taxonomy places the organism in Eukaryota, Metazoa, Chordata, Aves, Galliformes, Phasianidae.
ACUUGAUGAUCUUUAAGGUCUUUUCCAACCUGAGCAAUUCUAUGUUUCUAUGAUUCUAUAUCAGAAAUACCUCCUGAUAUCAAGUGUGAGAGAAAAGGACUCAAAAGCAAGAAGCAGUCUAACAUUACAGACUUAAGCUUAAACAACUAGCACAUCAAGUACCAUGCACACCAAAAGUCUUUGGUCCCACCACCACUUCUACCACACAGUCUGGAUACACAGAACAGAAAAAGAAUUACAGCAGACAAGAUUAUAUAAUCCAAUAACAAAAAGUUAUCAUACCAAACAUGCAAAUUAAGAAGUUGAGUUGAAUUUUUAAAAAAAAGCAUGCCCCCCAAAAAGGGAACUCCCAUUUUGGUUGCAUCAGUGCUACUCAUUGCUGGAAAUAUCCCACACGUGGUGACGUCUGCAUUUGGACCUCUGCCAACUUUCACUUUCAAUACGGAAACAAACUGGCACCUUGAAAUUCAGUAUUCCCUGCUAAGGAAUAUGUUUGCUAUACACCCAAUAAAUGCAAAACAUAACAAAAAGACAAAAAAAGAAACAACCAGAAUGAACACAGGAAUGAUUGAUGACAAAACCUUCCCAACAAUCAGACAUACAUGUUUCCAUAGUAAAACAGAAAUAAUUCAGAUGGUACAGGGGAAAAGACAUUGGAUUUCGGUAGGCAGGGAAGUGUACAGAUAAAACUUAGAAUUCUAAGUCCAUGAAAGAAACAAAAGAAAAACUCCAAAGCACACAAAGUGCAGUUGCCUCAAAAGCAUCUGCCCCAGUACUUUCACAUCCUGCACUUAACCACAACAGCCUGGCUGCAAGCCAGCCCACAAGCAGGCACACUAACAACAGGGUAGACUGCUUCUGCCUCCAUUACAGCCACCACGUGGUCUCACCUUGCCAGACUCAAGCCUGAAGGAAAAAAAGCAAAUAGAAAGCAAAACUAAAAAUGGAAACAAGGGAAUUCUCUACAGAUAAUGAUGAAAAGAAACAUGCAACUUCUCAUAAAGCUGGCUUCACAGCAGCAGCCCAUACACCAUCAUGAAGAUUCACCAGGCUGCUGCCGAGCACAAGACAAGUCCCACCAAGGCUAUGCCUGUAAACCCUCAGUCCCCAGGGAUGCACAGCAUCCUACUGCUCUUGCUCCUUCUGCCAGCUCUCACCGCUGCCUUCUCCUGUAACCAUCUUCGCCACCAAGAUGCCAACUUCUCUUGGAAGAGCCUCCAGCUCCUUCAGAAAGCGGCUCCACCUCCACCACAGAAUUGUCCACAACAAGACGUGACUUAUCCGUUCCCAGAAACCGUUCUGGAAAGCAAGGACAAGAAGCAAGCCGCCAUCAUCACCCUCCACAUCCUCCAACAGCUCUUCAACAUCCUUAGCAGCCCACACACUCCAGCACACUGGAUUGACCACGCACACCACAGCCUCCUCAACCAGAUGCAGCAUUACAUCCAUCACCUCGAGCAAUGCUUCGUAGACCAAGGUACGCGUUCCCAGAAGCAAGGACCUCGCAACUCUCACCUCAGCAUCAACAAAUACUUCAGAUCCAUUCACAACUUUCUCCAGCGCAACAACUACAGUGCUUGCUCCUGGGACCAUGUUCGCCUCCAUGCUCGUACCUGCUUCCAAAAUGUGGACACACUCAUACAACAGAUGAAAAGUCAAGAUCCUCUCACAGCCUCGUCCAAACAUCUCAACAUCCAGUGACUGUCCCCAGACAACAGCAAUGGCCACUCAGCGAGAGUGAGAUGCAGCAAGGGCUCGGUCAGCCCAGCACCAUUUGCUCAGCCUUCCUCCAUCCAAGGAUCAUAGCAACAGGGAGACAGGCAUGACUGAGCCCAACCCACUGGCACCGUGUCAAGGCCUGAGCCUGGCUAUGGCACAGCCCAUCCUGCCAAACGCCUGGCCCACACCACAGCCCGAACUUGUUUGGAAUGGAAGAAGGAAGUCUUUGUGAUGUUGCACACCUGGGAGACAAUAGGGAUAGGAUCAGCAUUUAUUUUGAGGCAGUCUUGUAGACAACAUCCCCUGAUGGAGAGGAAAGGUCUCAAUGGAUGUUGUUGGACUUGGAUUUGCGCAUGCUGAUGACUUGCUAUUUAUAACAGAACUUUAUUUAUUUGCCUAUUUAUCCCCCAUUCUAUUUU